CCAGAUGAAAGAGAGGCCAACUGACCAAUGAGAGAAGACACAGGAUAAGACUCGAGCUGUCACCGCCUCAACAGGAGAAGGAGGCGUACGAGUCGGUAGCAGCCAGUCUGGGCAUAUACUAGUAGGCGGCGGUGACACUGACAGCAGACCGUACAUUACACCUUCAGCAUGCUGCGUCUAGGCAGCGUCUCCGUUCUCACACAGGUGUUGUAUCCCGGCAUUAGGAGGUCCCUGGAAAGCGUUAAAAGGACCGGGGCGUUCCGCGUUGUAGCCGGCGUGAAUGUCUGUGACGGGGAAGGACGAGGUAACGGCGACAGGAGAGUGUGGAUGACAUACGCCCGGUUACCCCAGACCAGGCGCUAUUGUUCCAAAUCUGGAGACCCCGCGGAGAAUAUGGGUGAUAAGGCGGCGCAAGAGGGUGCCGAGAACCCCGCGAUGACACAAGCGCCUAAGGAUGAGAAAAAGAAUAAACAAGGACUCUUACCAAGCCUGGAAGAUUUGCUUUUCUACACAAUUGCUGAAGGGCAAGAAAAAAUUCCAGUCCACAAAUUCAUCACUGCAUUAAAGUCUACUGGGCUGCGAACUUCUGAUCCUAGGCUGAAAGAAUGCAUGGAUAUGCUAAGACUGUCUCUUCAAACGACUUCUGAUGGAGUGAUGCUUGACAAAGAACUCUUCAAAAAGUGUGUUCAAAGCAACAUUGUGCUACUCACACAGGCUUUUAGAAGAAAGUUUGUCAUACCAGAUUUUAUGUCUUUCACUUCACACAUUGAUGAGCUCUUUGAAAGCGCCAAAAAAUUAUCAGGUGGAAAGGUUGCAGAUUACAUUCCUCAGCUUUCUAAAUUUAGCCCAGACCUCUGGGGUGUGUCAAUAUGUACAGUCGAUGGCCAGAGGCAUUCUGUGGGUGAUACCAAAGUCCCAUUCUGCCUGCAGUCGUGUGUGAAGCCCCUGAAGUAUGCCAUUGCAGUAAAUGACUUAAGCACAGAGUAUGUGCACAGAUAUGUGGGGAAAGAACCUAGUGGGUUAAGGUUUAACAAGCUAUUUUUGGAUGAAGAUGAAAAACCGCACAAUCCAAUGGUGAAUGCUGGUGCUAUCGUGAUCACUUCUUUAAUAAAGCAAGGAUCAAGCAAUGCUGAGAAAUUUGAUUACGUUAUGCAGUUCUUGAAUAAGAUGGCUGGCAAUGAAUAUGUUGGAUUCAGUAAUGCCACGUUCCAGUCUGAGAGAGAAAGUGGGGACAGGAAUUUUGCUAUUGGAUAUUACUUAAAAGAGAAAAAGUGUUUUCCAGAGAACACUGAUAUGGUUGGAACCUUAGAUUUUUAUUUCCAGUUGUGCUCCAUUGAAGUGACUUGUGAAUCUGCCAGUGUAAUGGCAGCAACAUUGGCUAAUGGUGGCUUCUGUCCAAUAACAGGCGAAAGAGUGCUGAGCCCAGAAGCAGUGAGGAACACUCUAAGCUUAAUGCAUUCAUGUGGGAUGUAUGACUUCUCAGGGCAAUUUGCUUUUCAUGUUGGUCUUCCAGCAAAGUCUGGUGUUUCAGGAGGUAUUCUUCUGGUAGUCCCUAAUGUCAUGGGCAUGAUGUUCUGGUCUCCUCCAUUGGAUAAAUUGGGAAAUAGUGUCCGUGGUAUUCAGUUUUGUCAGGAUUUGGUAUCUCUUUGUAAUUUUCAUAAUUAUGACAACUUAAGACAUUUUGCAAAGAAACUUGAUCCACGUCGAGAAGGAGGUGAUCAACGGGUAAAAUCUGUAAUCAAUAUUCUGUUUGCUGCAUUUACAGGAGAUGUAUCUGCUCUUAGAAGGUUUGCCUUGUCAGCAAUGGAUAUGGAACAGCGGGACUAUGAUUCUCGUACAGCGCUGCAUGUAGCAGCUGCAGAAGGUCACGUGGAAGUAGUACGCUUUCUUCUAGAAGCCUGCAAAGUUAAUCCUUUCCCAAAAGACAGAUGGAAUAAUACGCCUAUGGAUGAAGCUAUGCAUUUUGGGCAUCAUGAUGUAGUUAAAAUCCUUCAAGAAUACCAAAACAAUUAUAAACCCCUGGAUGAACCAAAUAAUGAAAAAGAAGACCAAACCGUUCAGAAGAACCUAGAUGGGUUGUUAUAACAUUUCUGUCCAUCGAUUUUAGAUAUUUGCACUUGUUGACCUUGUAGAAUCCUAUGAAGAGUGUAUUUUUAUCUUAUGGUGAUGUAUAUUUUAAAUGAAGACUGUAUGUUUCAGCGUUAUUUUUCUUGUUGGAUCCUCAGGAUAAAGUUUCAUGAAAAGCAACAAAGGCAAAGCCUCUUUUUAGCACCCAGCACUGCCAAUUGGAAGCUGCAUAGCUAACAGAAUGGCUUGCCUGGCAUCAGUGCGUUAAAUUAUGCUGCAUUAAUGUUCUUUAUCUUACUGUAAGCUUUUUUAUGUUUUAGAAACAGACAUCAACACAGCUAGGAAACCUCCAUAAUAUAAGUAUAUAGUCUUUGGCACAUCAACUGAUGUGGAAGUUGAACUCCUUAACGAGGCAGGUGUUCCAUGUAAUUAAUUAUAUGUAUAUGACAGUUCUGUAACACAGUAUCUGCAUUUUGUGACUACCAGACAAUGGGGGUCAUUCCGAGUUGAUCGCUAGCUGCCGUUGUUCGCUGCGUAGCGAUCAGUGAAAAAAACGGCUAUUCUGCGCAUGCGUAUGCACCACAAUGUGCACGUGCGUCGUACGGGUACGAAGUCCUUUGUGGUUUUGCACUGGUUCUAGCGACGAUUCCAAUAUCACAGCCGAACGCAAGGAGAUUGACAGGAAGUGGGAGUUUCUGGGUGUCAACUGACCAUUUUCUGGGAGUGUUUGAAAAACGCAAGCGUGGCCGGGCGUUUGCUGGGCGGGUAUCUGACGUCAUUACCGUGUCACUCGUCGCAGCAAUCAUCGCACGGGAUAAGUUUCUACAGGGCUGGUCUUGUUUUGAACAAAAUGUGUUUGCAGGCGCACUGCUGCACAGGCGUUCGCACUCCUGUAAAGCAAAAAUACACUCCCCCGUGGGCGGCAACUAUGCGUUUGCACGGCUGCUAAAAACUGAUAGUGAGCGAACACCUCGGAAUGACCCCCAAUAUUGUGUGCGUGAAAAUAAGUUAAUUAACAAUUUUCUUGGUUGUAAAUUAUGUUUCUUAUUCGGGGUCCUUGGUCUCCACAGGGUUAACCUUGUGUAUGAUCUGGUGGAGACCAGAUCUGGCACAGAACAAUAAAGCUUUGUGAGGCUCCCAGGACGCAGUGGGCUCCUCUGCCUUCAUACCCCGCCCCAACGCUCAGGCACAUCAGUUUUUUUUGGUGCCAGCAUGGAGCUGGUCACACUGAACAAGGGCAGCACACUGCAGCACAAGCUUUUCUUUUUUUCUUUAACAAUUUUUAUUUUUUUUACUGAGCAAUAAGCAUCUGGCAGUCCAAUAGGAAGCCAGCGCUGAUGCUCCAACACCCCCACCGGGCCGCAAUGCCACUAGGUGUGUGAUUUCAGCGAGACCCAUGGCACGGUAUCCUGUUGAUAGAUAGACAGUGUCUAGUGUCUAGUUAGACAGUCAAUAGAUAGACACCAUAUGUUAGACAGACAUUAGGUCGACAGGGUCAAAAGGUCGACAUGAAAAAGGUAGAUAGUACAAAAGGUCGACAUAAUAAUUGUGUGUGUACACAGUAAUUCUGCAAUGUCUAACAAAGCUUAGCCUUAGACCAAACAGUCAGGGGCUUCUACAAUGGCAGCAUGUAAAACCUGUAACACAGAUCUUUUACCUCAGGAAUUGUCAAAGGAUGGUCGGUGCACAACCUGUUUGGUGCCUCCCAGCACCUUAGCCCCUCCAGCACUUGUACAAGAACCCCCAUUGGCAUCUUUUACCACACUGCUGACUAAGAUUGCUGACCAUAUUGCUUCCCCUAUGGGUAAACUACAACCACUGCAGUCCUCAAUGGCUCCCUCUGUGGGAUUUCCACAUUCAUUGCAGCCUGUUUAUCAGGCAAUUGCAGCCCCACCUGUCCCUACCACAUGGUUGGACUCAUUUUCUAGCUCUUUACAGAGCUUGGCUGCUUCCUCGGCUGUUUUUCAAAACAUGCAGGGUCAAGGUACAUUGCCUGCACCCUCUAAUUCUAAGUGGCCUGUGCCUUCCUCAUAGUCUACCCCUCUCUCUGAUUCAGAUGAAUCAAUAGUUACUUCCGAGCAAGCUGAGGUUUCAGACGCUGACUCCUUCUCUGGCAAUGAGGAGGCCCCACUUAAGUUUCAUGUGGCUGCAUUAAUUAGGGCGGUGUAGUUGUCACUUCAGCUAGAAGAUGCUGAACUGGCCCCUACUACUGAAGAUCCUCUGCGGAAACGGUAGAAAGUAGUUUUAUCAGAGUUUCCUAACUCGGACCACUUCACAGAAGUCAUGAGCAAGGCAUGGAAAUUUACGGUCCCUAAGAAGCUUAGCUCCUUUUAUCCGCUACCAUCAGCUGUUUGUAAGAAACCUACAGUGGAUGCUUAUUUGACACAUUUAAUUAAAAGUUCAAUACUCCCUAUCCCUAUGUCAUCUUCCCUUAGGGAUCUGCUGGAUAGGCAGUUGGAUAUGUGUCAAUGUACUCCCUCUCAGGAGCAACGGCUAGACUGGCUAAUGCUACAGCCUGGGUGGCUAAGGCCAUAGAGACUUGGGACCAGUUGUCUCUACUCAAUGAUAUCAGAGACGCAGCCUAUUACAUUGUGGAGGCAGCUCUGGACACAGUCCUAUUUUCCUCUAAGGCUUCUGCUGUUUCCAUUGCAGCUCGCCGCAUUGUGUGGCUGCGAUCUUGGAAAGCAGAUUCAGACUCAAAGAAGGCCCUGGAAGCCUUGCCAUACACAGGCGACUUCCUGUUUGGGUCGGAACUGGAAAAAAUUGAGAAAUUGGCUACCUCUAAAACAGCCUGUCUGCCUUCAGCAUAGUCAGUGCGACUUCGGACUUCAUCCUUUUAGUCCUUUUGUCAGCACGGCAAGACCAAAGGUCAGACAUUUGCAUGAGGGUUUCGCACAGUCAGGACUUUCAAACCCAAAACCAAACAGGCUUUGACGGCCAGACAUCCAACUACCAAGCCACAGAACAAACCCUCUGCCUGACGGGGCGGGCCUCCCCCAGGGGGACUCCAGGGUGGGAGGCAAAUUUCUUCAAUUCGCCCACACAUUGCGUCAAGUCAGCACUGACGCCUGGGUCCUAGAAGUGGUCUCUCAUGGGUACGCUCUUUCCAUCCUGAAGCGUCCCCCCAAGACAAUAUUUUCCUUCUAGUCCGUUAGCAGAAACCGACAAAGCACAAGCCCUGUCUGGAGUCAUACGAUCCCUCCUACAGUCGGGGGUCAUCAUCCCUGUUCCACAGUCUCUGCAGGGUCAGGGGUUCUAUUCUACCCUGUUUUUGGUUCAGAAACCAAAUGGAUCAUACCGUCCAAUUUUGAAUAAAAAAUUGCUGAACAUGUCCCCAUUUUCCAUAUGGAAACUCUAUGGUCCAUUGUCCUGGCUAUGCAACCUGGAGACUAUAUUGUCUCCCUAGAUAUUCAGGGUGCAUACCUCCAUGUACCUAUUGCACCCUGUCAUCAACGAUAUCUUUGCUUUGCUGUUCUGCAACAAUAUAUGCAAUUCCAAGCCCUUCCCUUUGGACUGUCUACAGCCCUCAGGGUGUUCAAGGCGGUGAUGGCGGCCACUCUCUGGAAAUGGGCAAUUCGGAUAUUGCCUUACCUGGAAGACCUGCUUCUUCUGGCACAAUCUAUGACAGUGCUGGAAAGUCACCCACAGCAGAUGGUGGCCUUCUUUCAAUACCAUGGCUGGCUAAUCAACUGGUCCAAAUCCUUGCUCAUCCCAUCCCAGAGAAUACAGCACAUGCUGGACACCAGAGUACAAUGCAUAUUCCUCCUCAGGACAAAAUUGCAACAUUGCAGUUGUGCAUCCACAACCUGCUCUACAGUCCAAGGUCCUCGGUUCAUUCAGCAAUGCAGACCCUAGGCUCCAUGGUCUCAGUAUUCGACAUGGUGGAAUAUACUAGGCCUGAUACUCACCAAAUGUCUGUGGUCACUGUCUCAAAUCAAAUCCCAGACCUUGAUUCUGCCCCGACUCUUCAGGCAUAUCUGUCAUGGUGUUUACACACUACCAAUUUAAACAAGAGCUGACCAUUCUGGAACCCACACUGGACGCUACUCACCACAGAUGCCAGUCUCAAGGGAUGGGGGGCUGUCACGGGCAGUCACUCCUUUCAGGGUCGCUGGUCUCUGACAGAAAAGGAAAUCUCGAUAAACAUCCUGGAAUUUCAAGCUGUCUAUUGGCUCUGCUCCAGGGUUCUCCAGUACAAAUUCAAUCGGACAACGCCAUGACUAUGGCAUAUAUAAAUCGACAGGUCGGCACUCGCAGUGUGGCAGCGAUGCAGGAGGUGACACGAAUUCUCACCUGUGCAGAACUCCACCUCCCGGCCAUAUCCACAAUCUUCAUUCCAGGAGUCCUCAAUUGGGAAGCAGACUUUCUCAGUCGACAGGACAUUCACACUGCGGAAUGGUAUCUGCACUCAUAGGUCUUUCAGAUACUGGUGCGCAGAUGGGGACUUCCAAACGUUGAUCUCAUGGCCUCCAGACACAAUCACAAGGUUGCAAUGUACUGGGCCAGGACAAGAGCUCCAGUAGCGAGCUUCGUGGACACUCUCACAGUCUCCUGGACCUUCCAUCUGGCCUCUCUCUUCCCUCCAGUGUCUCUCCUUCCCAGAGUACUGCGAAAAUUCAAAGAAGACGGUGGCACAAUCAUAAUUGUGGCUCAAGAAUGGCCUAGAUGCCAUUGGUUCACGGAUCUAAUAGAUCUCUCCAUAUACGAGCCCCUCCCUCUACCUUUUCAUCCGGACCUACUCUCCCAAGGGCCCUGCCUCCAUCCAGACCUCCCUCAUCUGUCUUUGAUGGCGUGGCUCUUGAGACAUCCCUGCUAAGAGAAAAGGGUUUCUCCAGUGCAGUAAUUCGGACUAUGCUUCAGGCUUGGAAAUCAGCCUCAGCUCGCAUUUAUCACUGGAUUUAUUAUUUUAUUAUUAUUUUUUAUUACCAGUUACUUAUAUAGCGCACACAUAUUCUGCCGCGCUUUACACAGAAUAUUUGCCCAUUCACAUCAGUCCCUGCCCCAGUUGAGCUUACAAUCUAUAUUCCCUGUUUGGAAGGUGAUAUCCCGCACCAGAACUAGUUGUGAUUAAUGGUAAUACAAGGGAUUAUAUGUUUCAUUUUUAAUGUACAUAAUCCGCAUAUAUUGAAACAUUGGUGCUACCCACUGAUCCAAAGAAUACAUAUGAAUUAGUUUGUGACAGGGAUCAGUUUGUCUGGGUGCACUCUAUCCCAUUCGCAUAUAUCAUAUAUAUCUUUAAUAUAAACUUUUGAUAUUUUUUUUACAUUUAUUUAUUAUUUGAUAUAUAUUUCAAAAGGUGGGUAUUGGUACUUAACCUUUUGAUAUAUACUCUACGUCAAUUGUGAUUGCAUUGAAUAUAGGAUGACCCCUGCCUAUGCAGCGUGGCUUUGUAGGCAGGGGUGCCACCGCCAUGUUGACUAUCGCAGGAAACAACCGACGUCAAUGGCUGCCCCUAAAAUGGCCAUGACACGCCUGCAUUUCCUGCCCUCUUUUCCCACAUUGCCACCUCCGUACGCCCGUCGCCUGUCAAUCACCGUGCAAUCGCAUCCUUCCGUGAUGCGAUUGCAUGGUGAAGGGGCGCGCACAUGCACUAUAGCCGCUGCAUGUGUGCAGACCGCAGGGGCUCCAUGCAGGUCUGAAUAAGAUCGUAUAUAUGGGCUAUCAGAUAUUUCUGUAUGAUUAAAAGAGAAUAUGAAUUGUGACCCAUUUUCAAUUUCUAAAAUGUAAAGUACAUGUUACUAAAUAUCCUCGGUGAUGCAGUGAAAAUGAAAGUACUCAUGCUUAUAAAAGUUACAUACACAUCACUUUCCUUACUGAAGGGAUCGCUUUCCAGGCACAAGGUGACCUGUAGCAAACAGGUGCUGUGUGCAGUAAUGCACUCCAUUCGUUAUUGUGCUUAGAGAGAAUACUGAUUGCCACAAUAAAAUUAUACAUUUCAAUCAAAUUUUUCUUCAGCUGUACACUUCAACGAUCAACAUAAAGCUCAAAUUUGACUUCACAAUCCUAAGUGGAAUCCUAAAAAGCACAGUGUUGCUGUUAUUCAAAAAAUAGCUGCUGUUCAUACAGUAGUAUCAGCCAGAAGCACCAGUUAUUGUAGUUAAUCCCAUAAAUUCUGAAUUCUUUUUUUUUUCUUGGUAAGAAUUAUUGUUACAUACUGUAUUUUUGUGUUGUAAUAAAGGGGCAGAUAGAUGUAUUAUAACAUUUAAAGGUCAUGCCUGCUUCGCCCCUUAUUGAGUCGAAGCAGGGACAAUUACAGCCCGGACGUCUAAAAGUGUUAAUUGUAUUUCUGGCGAAUCACACUCUAGCUCUUUUGGCUUCUUUGACCGGCGCUAGCGGCACAAACAAAAAAGAAAAAACCCUUAAUUUAGAUAAAACACAAAAGACUUACUGUAUAGUCUGACAGAUGGGGGAUCCGUGGAAAAACUUUCAGUGUGUGUGGCAACAUCAUUCUGGGCUGUCGAAUUGAUACCAGCAGUCAACAGAAUGGUCAGUGCCACUGACCUUUUCAGAACUUACAAAACCUGAUUGGUACCAUGUCGAGUUAAUAGCAGUCCCUGUCAUUCAAAUCACUUACCUACAUUAAUACAAGCUGGGAACCAGUAACUGCAGCACAUAACAUGCACAGUUGCUGGAUAUACAAUUAACACCUUUUCAUUAAAAAAAAAUUAAAUCCUGUCCACUGCAGAGAUGUUCUGCUAUCUUUGGAUUUACUAGGGAAUACCACACAUCUAGCUAUUUCAGAUUGUCUGUUACUAAGAGAGGAACAGGUAUGUAAUAUAGCGGCACUUAGUAUCUUGGUUGGUGGAGAGGAAAUACCCCCUCCCUUUGGUGAUCCCUGCCAGAGCCACAACUCAUUAGCUUAGUGUUGAUAGGCUGUGUCUUACCUCUCAGCACAUGUGCAAAAUCUCGCAAACAUCACGAGUUCUCCCAUGUGCACCUGAAACACCAGCAGCCAGCCGUUAUGUGAAAAAACAAUAAGCCACAAAAGUAGGAUUUUAAUACCUACCGGUAAAUUCUUUUCUCUUAGUCCGUAGAGGAUGCUGGGGUCAUCAUAGAACCAUGGGGUAUAGAUGGGAUCGGCAGGAGACAUGGGCACUUUAAGACUUUAAAAGGGUGUGAUCUGGCUCCUCCCUCUAUGCCCCUCCUCCAGACUCCAGUUAUAGGAACUGUGCCCAGGAAGACGGACAUUACGAGGAAAGGAUUUAUUGUUAAACUAAGGUGAGAUUCAUACCAGCUCACACCUCAAGCAUGCCGCACAACGUGGCAUUCAACAGAACACAAGCCAACGGCAUGAACACUUGCAGCAACAUGCUGACAAUAACGUAACACAACAUGUGUGUAACCACAACUAAUAACUGCAGAUACAGUACGCACUGGGACGGGUGCCCAGCAUCCUCUACGGACUAAGAGAAAAGGAUUUACCGGUAGGUAUUAAAAUCCUAUUUUCUCAUACGUCCUAGAGGAUGCUGGGGUCAUCAUAGAACCAUGGGGUUAUACCAAAGCUCUAGAACAGGCGGGAGAGUGCGGAUGACUCUGCAGCACCGAUUGACCAAACUUAAGGUCUUCAUCGGCCAAGGUGUCAAACUUGUAGAACUUUGCAAAAGUGUUUGACCCCGACCAAGUAGCUGCUCGGCAAAGUUGCAAUGCCGAGACCCCCCGGGCAGCCGCCCAGGAUGAGCCCACCUUUCUAGAAGAAUGGGCUUUUACCGAUUCCGGUAACGGCAAUCCAGCCGUGGAAUGAGCAUGCUGAAUCGUGUUACAGAUCCAGCGUGCAAUGGUCUGCUUGGAAGCAGGACACCCAACCUUGUUGGGAGCAUACAGGACAAACAGAGCUUCUGUUUUCCUAAUCUUAGCCGUUUUGGCGACAUAAAUCUUCAAAGCUCUGACCACAUCCAGAGAUUUUGACUCAGCGAAGGAGUCAGUAGUCACAGGCACCACAAUAGGUUGGUUCAUGUGGAAAGAGGAAACCACCUUCGGUAGAAAUUGUUGACGUGUCCUCAAUUCAGCUCUAUCUUCAUGGAAGAUCAAAUAAGGGGCUCUUGUGAGACAAGGCCGCUAACUCAGACACCCGCCUUGCAGAUGCCAAGGCCAACAGGAUGACCACUUUCCAAGUGAGGAAUUUCAACUCCACCUUCCGUAAAGGUUCAAACCAAUGUGAUUGAAGGAACUGCAACACCACAUUAAGGUCCCAUGGUGCCACUGGAGGCACAAAUGGAGGUUGGAUGUGCAACAUGCAUUACACGAAAGUCUGAACUUCUGGAAGGGAGGCCAAUUGUUUCUGAAAGAAAACCGAUAAGGCCGAAAUCUGUACCUUGAAUUGAGCCCAAUUUUAGGCCUGCAUCCACACCUGCUUGUAGAAAAUGGAGAAAACGUCCUAGCCGAAACUCCUCCGUAGGAGCCCCCUUGGAUUCACACCAAGAAACAUAUUUUCUCCAAAUACGGUGGUAAUGUUUAGACAUUACCCCUUUUCUGGCCUGAAUAAGUGUGGGAAUGACUUCACUGGGAAUACCCUUACAGGCUAGGAUUUUGCGCUCAACCGCCAUGCCAUCAUACGUAGUCACGGUAAGUCCUGAUACACGCACGGCCCCUGUUGUAACAGGUCCUCGUGCAGAGGAAGAGGCCAGGGAUCUCCUAUGAGUAAUUCCUGAAGAUCUGGAUACCAAGCCCUCCUUGGCCAGUCUGGGACAAUGAGGAUCGCACGGAUCUUUGUUCUUCUUAUGAUCUUUAGAACCUUUGGAAUGAGAGGAAGUGGAGGGAAUACAUACACCGACUGAAACACCCACGGUAUCACCAGUGCAUCCACUGCAAUUGCUUGAGGGUCCUUUGACGUGGAACAAUAUCUCUGAAGCUUCUUGUUGAGACGAGACGCCAUCAUGUCUACUUGAGGAACUCCCCAACGACUUGUCACCUUUGCGAAGACUUCUUGGUGGAGGCCCCACUCUCCUGGAUGAAGAUCGUGUCUGCUGAGGAAGUCUGCUUCCCAGUUGUCCACUCCAGCAGAAAAUCCUUGUGGCUUCUGCCAUUGCCGCUCUGCUUUUCGUUCCGCCCUGACGGUUUAUGUACGCUACUGCUGUUACAUUGUCCGACUGGAUCAGUACAGGAGGAUCUCGAAGAAGAUGUUCCGCUUGCAGAAGGCCAUUGUACAUGGCCCAUAACUCCAGAACAUUUAUGUGGAGACAAGUUUCCUGACUUGACCAUCUUCCUUGGAAGUUUUCUCCCAUUGUGACUGCCCCCCAGCCUCGGAAGCUUGCAUCCGUGGUCACCAGGAUCCAGUCCUGUAUCCCGAACCUGCACCCCUCUGGGAGGUGAGCUGUGCACCACCACAGGAGUGAUACCCUGGUUUUGGAAGACAGGAUUAUCCUCCGGUGCAUGUGUAGGUGGGACCCGGACCACUUGUCCAACAGGUCGCACUGGAACAUUCUGGCAUGUAACUUGCCAAACUGAAUGGCAACCAUCUUCCCCAGCAACCGAAUGCAUUGAUGGAUUGACACUCUUGCUGGCUUCAUAAUUUGUUUGACCAGACUCUGAAGUUCCAGAGCCUUUUCCACUGGAAGAAAGACUCUCUGUAGUUCUGUGUCCAAUAUCAUUCCCAAAAACAACAACCGCGUCGUCGGAAUCAACUGUGAUUUUGGCAAGUUUAGGAGCCAACCAUGUUGCUGAAGAACUGUCAGGGAGAGUGCAACUUUUUGCACCAACUGGUCCCUGGAUCUCGCCUUUAUCAGGAGAUCGUCCAAGUAUGGGAUAAUCAUGACUCCUUGCUUGCGAAGGAGAACCAUCAUCUCCGCCAUCACUUUGGUGAAAAUCCUCGAGCCGUGGACAGACCAAACGGCAACGUUUGAAAUUGGUAAUGACAAUCCUGAAUUGCAAACAUUAGGUAAGCCUGAUGCAGAGGAUAAAUGGGAACAUGUAAGUAGGCAUCCUUUAUGUCCACCGACACCAUAAAAUCCCCUUCCUCCAGACUGGAAAUCACUGCUUGGAGAGACUCCAUCUUGAAUUUGAAUUUCUUUAGGUAGAAAUUUAGGGAUUUCAGGUUUAGGAUUGGUCUGACCGAGCCGUCCAGCUUCGGGACCACAAACAGGCUCGAAUAAAAGCCUUCUCCCUGUUGUGACUGGGGAACCCUGACGAUAACUUGAUUUUGACACAACUUUUGUAUUGCGUCGCAAACUACCUCCCUGUCCGGAAGAGAAGCUGGUAAUUCCGAUUUGAAAAAAACGGCGAGGGGGAACGUCUUGAAACUCCAGCUUGUACCCUUGGGAUACUAUUUGUAAGACCCAUGGGUCUAAGUCCAAACGAACCCAAAACUGACUGAAGAGUUUGAGACGUGCCCCCACCGGUGCGGACUCCCGCAUAGGAGCCCCAACGUUAUGCGGUGUAAGUGGCAGAAGCCUGGGAGGACUUCUGCUCCUGGGAGCCUGACAAGGCUGGUGAUCAUUUACCUCUUCCCCUUCCUCUAGUAGCAAGGAAGGAAGAACCUCGGCCCUUUCUGUAUUUAUUGGGCCGAAAGGACUGCAUCUGAUAGUGAUGCGUUUUCUUUUGUUGUGGAGGAACAUAAGGCAAAAAGGAUGACUUACCCGCGGUAGCUGUAGAUACCAAAUCAUCAAGGGCGUCACCAAAUAAAGCCUUACCUUUAUAUGGUAGAAAUUCCAUGCUUUUCUUGGAAUCAGCAUCAGCAUUCCAUUGGUGAAUCCACAACGCUCGUCUAGCUGAGACUGCCAUGGCAUUGGCCUUUGAUCCCAAAAGACCAAUAUCUCUCGCAGCUUCCUUAAGGUAUGCUGCAGCGUCCUUGAUAUAACCCAGCGUCAAGAGGACGCUAUCCCUAUCUAGGGUAUCUAUUUCAGAAGACAAGUUGUCUGCCCACUUUUCGAUAGCACUACUUACCCACGCAGACGCAAUGACAGGUCUGAGUAGCGUACCUGUGGUCGCAUAAAUGGACUUUAACGUAGUUUCUUGUUUACAAUCCGCAGGAUCCUUAAGGGUCGCCAUGUCAGGUGACGGGAGAGCCACCUUUUUAGACAAACGUGACAGGGCCUUGUCCAUGGUGGGGGGUGACUCACACUUUUCCCUAUCCGCCGAGGAAAAUGGAUAAGCUAUCGUAAUUCUUUUGGGAAUCUGAAACUUUUUGUCAGGAGCUUCCCAGAGUUUUUCAAAUAGCGUGUUCAGUUCAUGAGAGGGAGGAAAUGUUACCUCAGGUUUCCUUUCCUUAUACAUACAGACCCUUUUAUCAGGGACAGCCGGGUCCUCGGUGAUAUGUAGUACCUCUUUAACCGCCACAAUCAUGUACUGAAUGCUUUUUGCCAGUUUUGGAUCUAAUCUGGAAUGUAGUGCUGUGUAUAUGUGGGAGCUUGGUGAGAGCAGCGUCCGCGCGCUGUGCGGUACCUCAGAGAAUGCCGUCACUGAAGUCCUCUUCAGCUACUCACCUGUCUUCUGACUUCUGGCUCUGUAAGGGGGUGACGGCAGGCUGUGGGAGUGAGCAUCUAGGCGUACCCAGCGAUCAGCACCCUCAGGAGCUAAUGGUGUCCUGUAGCCAGAAGCAGAGCCCUUGAACUCACUGGAAGUGGGUCAUACGCCUCUCCCCUAAGUCCCACGAAGCAGGGAGACUGUUGCCAGCAGCCUCCCUGAACAUAAAAAACCUAACAAAAAGUAUUUUUCAGAGAAACUCAGUAAAGCUCCCUGUAGUGCGUCCAGUGUCACAGGGCACAAUUCUAAAACUGGAGUCUGGAGGAGAGGCAUAGAGGGAGGAGCCAGUUCACACCCUUUCAAAGUCUUAAAGUGUCCAUGUCUCCUGCGGAUCCCGUCUAUACCCCAUGGUUCUAUGAUGACCCCAGCAUCCUCUAGGACGUAUGAGAAACAUUAGAUUUUGUUUCCACCAUGGCGAUGGUGAUGCUUACAAAUAACGUAGAGAAAAGCGAUUUAUAUUUACCUUAUCUAUUUUCAUACUUACUGAGGUUUGUUGUAAGUGUCAAAUAUUGCUGGUUAUAUAGCUCAUUUGAUACUCACCAUCUACCCCCGACGUCCAGGGAAUCUUUUCAGUAGUUUGUCAUCCUUAUGCAGCAUAAUUUUAUAAUUUUAUGAAGGACCUCUAGAUGUUUGUUGUAUUUGAUCAUUAUAGGCACACACAUUUCCUUUGCAGCUUUCCUAUAAUACAAGCAUGAAUCCUAGGUAUCCAGUUCCUUUCUCUUUAACUAGUGUGCCUGUUGUUUCGGGACCUUGUUUGUUAAUCUUUCUUUCUCUCCUAGGUUUUGCUAGUUGGUUUCUUUGCAGCAGAUGCAGUUGUAUCAUGUUGCCUAACUGUAAAGGAUGGACUGUGUUUGGGGAGAGCUGUAAUUUUUGAGGUAGAUUUGUCAGUCUCUUGUUUAUUUGUGGAGAAUAGGUUCCUGCAGGGUUAUUUCCUUUAAGGUUCAUUGUGUCCAGAAAAUUGAUCUUCAUUUUUAAGUAUUUUAGGGGUAAAUGUAUUAUCCCUCAUUAUGGCGGAGAAGUGGUAUCAGCGCACAUUAUGUGCACUGAUACCGCUUCUCCCCUAUGUAUGACAGCGGCGGUGUGGGCCUAGUGCCCCUGUCCAUAUCGGUACUGCAGUCUAAAAGAUAGCACUCUGAUAUCCAGGGCAAUGUAUGAGUAGUCAGCAGCACUGACCGUUCCGACACUUGCAGCUAUUGGUUUGCGAGAUCUUGUGCAUGUGCAGUGUAGCUGUCUGGGCUGAGAGACACAGCCCAUCAGCACUGACUUGAUGCGCUGUGUGCUCUGUGGGGAUCGCCGGAGUUGGGAGUUUACACUCCGCUGCUUUGGCAGACAAGAAGUUAGUACAUCUUGUCGGAGUGGCUUCCUGCUUUGCCUAGGUAAUGAGGCUAAGCAGGAAGUGCAAGGACGUGCAGUGAGGUAAGUGGCUGAGGAGGCACUGGCUUGUACCAGAGCCAGAUUUAUACACAAUAUAUGAGCCAAAGGGUACAUGUGGGCAUUAUACAAAGGUGCAGCAGUAUAUACUGUAAAUUUGGUGAGUUUCGAACAGAGAUGUAUGUAAAAGAUAGGUUCACCUAUCAUACACUAGCAUUUUGACUAUAAAAUUAUUAGAAUAAUACAAAGAUGAUAUUUCUAAUAUGUUCUUUGUUUUGUUUUUUGUAUACUUUAUAUAGUAAAAACUUUGGCUUAUAUGUUAGUAUGACAUACAAAGAUGAUAUUUCUAAUAUGUUCUUUGUAUUUUUAGUAUAAUUUAUAUAGUCCAAACUCUGGCUUAUGCGUUAGUAUGACAUUAAAGGCUCUGCUAACCUCACCGCACAUCACUGAGGAAGUGUUAUAGCAGCAUGACCUGUGCCGCUAUAAUAUUUACUUCUUUAUUUGUUUUUUAUUGUGGGAGUGAAAGGUAUCAUACUUUUUAUUGGUGUUAUUCACUUGCAAUUUAGAUUACCAAGAUUCAGUCAGUGUGACAAUGGUAGGCCACAUGGUGCUUGAUAAAUACUCUUUCUCUAAUUUCACCAUAAACAACUGCAUAUUGUGGUGCAAAUUAUGAUACCACUGGUACUUUCAUCUGUUGUAAAGAGAGGGUUCUGGCUAAAUAAAAAGCAUUUGUUGGUCAUAUUUAAAUGUAUAGCUGGGCAUUAUGCAAUUAUUGGCCUGAUCCAAUUGAUUGGGAUGAUAAUGUUUUGCCGCUAUCGAUCAGCUAUGAUUGAUGGUCACCCAUGCUGAAAUCUUCCAACAUAACCGACUAAUCCAAUUAUUGGCCAGCCACAUCUUGCAGUGUAUGCACUGCUACGGAUCACCGGCUGUAGCAGGGGAACGGGGAAAUGUUUCCUCCCAAGUGGAUGUACUAGAUAUCGUGUGACCAUAUGAGGUGUUGCUAUUAAAUAACUAGACUGAUACUGUAAUUUAUGUUUAAUUAUAUUGAAAAUACAUUUUAACUCCAUUCCCCUUCUACUGUUUGCACUCCCCUUCUGCAUCCACACACCACUGCAUUCUUUAUUUUCCAUUUGUCAAAGCCGUGCUGUAACUUAAUAUCUGUCAGCUGUCUCAACAGCUAUGUCGUUUCCUUCUUAAUGGAGUAACUGAUGCAAAAUGGGUGCCCUUGAGUACAGAGUACAGUAGUGACUUUAGGUAAUAGAAAAUAACUCACAUGGUGCUUGGUCUGGUGAGUAUGUAAGGUUUUCUGGCACUGCAACCUGUUUCUUAGCCAAAAACUGCUUCACAGAGAGCUGUGUGGGCUAGUGCGUUGUCCUGAUGUAAGAUGAAACCAUUUUUCUAAAAUUCUGGCCUCUUUCUUAAGAUUCUUUCCCGCAAAGUUUUUAGAACACUUCUGAAAUAAUAUUGAUUCACUGUCUUGCACUUUGUUACCCAGUCUUUCAAAACAACACCAUUAAUAUGAAAUAAAGCAAUUCACAUGGCUUUGAAUUUGGAUUUGCCUUUACUUGCUUUCUUCAUUCUUGAUGAUGAUGGUGGUUUCUAGUGCCUGGACUGGCUUUUUUGUCUCAGGAUUGUACUAUAACAUACUGUAUAUUUUCAUCAAAGUUAAUAACUUCAAAAUCGCAAAUCUGCUUGAAUUUGUUAAAAAUUGUCUGUACAACUUCACUUUCAAUUUUCUUUCUGCUCGGCAGUGAGAAGCCUUAGAACCAUCUUAGCACAAACUUUUGUCAUGUUAAGAUCUUGAUGCAAAACUUGCCUAACAGUUUCUUUGUCGAUGUUUACCAUUUCUGCUCUCAUUCGGAUGCUGAGCCGAUGGUAAUUUCAAACAAUUUUCUCAAUUAUUUUCACGACAUGCAAGGCCUUCCAGGACGUUCAUCAUCUUCAACAUCCUCACAACAGUCACUAAAUCUUUUGUGCCACCCAAACACACAUGCACGUGACAUACAAUCUGCGCCCUAAGCCUUAGUUACUAUACGGAAAGAUUCGGUGAUAGUUUUGUUUAAUUUAGCAAAAAAAUUAAAAAAGUUGACACGUUGCUCUACUUUUGAGCUAACCAUUUUUAUGAUGCAUAGUGUAGGAAAAACACACUUAUUCGAAUGCUGUCUAACAGCAAACUAUCUGUGCAAAAGGGGUGAAACUUCCAAAAUCCUUUUGGGAUAAUGAUCCCCUACUUCCUUUUUACUCACUAAUUAUGGUUAAUUUUUUACAAGUACAGUCUAAUUAUUUAGUAGCCACACCUCAUGUACUGUGAAAUAUCUCAGUGUAUGGUCAUGAUAUCUGCUGGUUUUCAGGCUGGCAGAUAAAAUGUUUGUUGGUCUGACAGACAUUUUACCUGACAAUGUAUGCCCAGCAUAUUAGUUGAAUAUUGGGUUCUGCAGCUUUGGUUCUGUUUUUGCAUUUACAAUUGAAACACUGCAAUACCAUCUUCAUUAAUCUUUUCUUUAUGUAUAUUAGUUUUUUUAUGAGAUUUUCUCUAUAGUGCUGUUUUAUUUUAUUUUUUCAAAAUAUUGUUGCUCACAACUAUAUCAGCUGCUAUUCAAGGAAAUACAAAGAGCCAAUAUAAUAUAUUACUGAUUUCACAAAUAUAAAUUAGUUUAUGUUGUUCCUACUGCCAUUUGUUAUAAGGACUGUGCUGGCAUCUGGUUGCAUUUAAUCUAAUGUUUUAUUGUAAUUGUGUUAAGAAAUAACUCUUGUCAUGUAAUUCAAAUGUGUAAACAAUGUUUUAGAAGCUAGCCUUGGUGAUUUGAUUUGUGUGACUCUUAUUCCCAUGAAGGUAUAGACAAUGUUGAAUGUAUUUGUUCCUGUAGCUUAUAUUGCAGUUGGAACUCGAAUGACAGUGGAGAAUAUUUAUUUAAAUUAUUUUUCAGUAUAGUGUUGCUUUUCAGUGCUUAAAUAAAGAAGUAUUAAAGCCAAAA
This is a messenger RNA of Pseudophryne corroboree (corroboree frog), 17870 nucleotides long. Its product is annotated as glutaminase kidney isoform, mitochondrial-like. The transcript has 18 exons. Bases 169 to 2085 code for a protein of 638 amino acids. Lineage: Eukaryota; Metazoa; Chordata; Amphibia; Anura; Myobatrachidae. Gene Ontology annotation, biological process: L-glutamine catabolic process. Gene Ontology annotation, molecular function: glutaminase activity; protein binding. The record is from RefSeq and is a predicted model, not a curated record.